AUGUUCUUCUACCUCUUGUUCCGCAUCGUCAGUGCGACGACCGCGUUCCUCUACCCGGGCUACGCGUCCUACAAAACGCUCUCGCAGCGACCCGCGAACGAGGCCGAGCUCGAGCGCUGGCUCAUGUACUGGUCCGUGCUCGGCUGCAUCGUCGCUGUAGAAUAUGUCGCCGAGUGGCUCGUCUCAUGGCUUCCGCUGUACUACCCCAUGAAGACGCUCUUCCUCCUCUACCUCGCCCUCCCACAAACAUCGGGCUCCGCCUGGCUCUACACGACCCACCUCCGCCCGUUCUUCGCCGCACACGAGCACGAGAUCGACACCGCGCUCGCCCAGCUCAAGACCUACCUCUACUCCUACGUCCAGCAGCUCCUCCGCCGCGGCUGGGACUCGCUCUCCGGCGCGGUCACGCACGCGCAAACUGCGCCCGCCGCCCCGUCCCCGCUCGAAGAAGAGGGCGGCGCCGAGGCGGCGACCGGUCCCGCGCAGCUGGUCGCCGGGCUUUGGUCGUCGUACGGCCCUGCGAUCCUCGCCGGGGGCGCGGUGCUCCUCACGAAGGCGCAGGCGUCCGCCGCGCAGGCUGCGACGAGCGCGCAGGCGUCGGCUGCGGCAGCCGGGCGCGCCCCCAAGUCGAACAAGGACGCGGACGGGCGGAGGCGGCGGGAGGGGGAGCUUGCGGCUGGUUACGACGUCGACUCCACAGCGUCGAGCCCCGCGUUCGAGCCCGUCGGGCUGCCGGAGACGCGCUCGCGCGGGUCGUCGGGCUCGCGCAGCGGCGGGAACGGACGCGGGUUCGAGGAGGUCGAGGUGCCGAGCGACGUCGAGGGCGAGAUGCAGGGGCAUCCGACUGGGCGGCCGGGCCAGGCGCGCGGCGCGAGCUGGUUCGGGGGAUGGGGGCAGCAGGGUGCGGGAUACGAGCGGGUGAAGGAGGACUAG
This is a messenger RNA of Epithele typhae, 933 nucleotides long. RefSeq names its product TB2/DP1, HVA22 family-domain-containing protein. Bases 1 to 933 code for a protein of 310 amino acids. Lineage: Eukaryota; Fungi; Basidiomycota; Agaricomycetes; Polyporales; Epitheliaceae. The transcript has 3 exons. The record is from RefSeq and is a predicted model, not a curated record.